GGAAUACCGUACAAUCUGAAGAUAAGGUCUGACGGAUGGAGCGCUAUAUUGACAUGGAGUCGACCAAGUUAUAUCAACGGCUACUUUGGUAGUUAUGAUGUAAAAAUCACUCCUGAUAUACCACUCGGAUUCUACUAUCAUGUUUCCAGUAAUGCUACUGAUAACCGCAUAGAAAUCCCAAUGAUAGAUGAAAUGUUUCAAUCCGGAGUAAACUACUCAUUUACGGUAUCAACAUUAAGAAGAAUUAAUAUGGGUGAAUCUAAACAUAGAAGCAAGUACUCAUUGCCUGUGUACAGAACAUUUCAAAACGUCUCUAUGGUGCGGCCUGGAUUUAAAAUUAUAGAACUGACGGACACAACAAUAGAACUAGAAUGGGAAUCAGAAGGGGAUUCAUAUCCCGAUUAAAUCCUCAAACAAUGUAUAAUAUUUCGGUUACCUCGGUGUUUGAUGGCGUUGCGGGGAUAACCGUGUGGGAAGUAAUAAAGACAUUUGGAAAGCGUCCAAAUAUGGUCGAAGGCUUCACGGCAUCUUGUGUUGGGCCUACAACCGUCCGUUUUACUUGGUCUGCUGUUCCUGGUGUAACCAUGUAUCAACUAUUUAUUUGGAAGGACAAUAUGGAAAAUCUCCUUCCAACUGAGAUAAUCGUGACUAAUGGACAUAUUCUAGAAAACAUGGAAAGUUGUUCAACGUAUUACUUUAAUAUGGUCGAACUACAAGGAAAGGUUAUGGGAACUCCGAUUCCAACUCCACUUAUUGUCACGACUGGAUUUAACGCCAAUUCGCCACCAAAAUUUGUGAACGUUAAUUUUAGACCCAACGACCCACACCAGUUGAUUCUUAGCUGGGCAGCUCCGUGUCCAGUCCCUGAUAAAAAUUUAGAUUACCAAAUUUACCUCACUGAUAAACUCUCAGAGGUCUCACACAACUUUGUCGUUCAUGGCGGAAUCGAGGAACGUCUGUGGUUCGACAUACCUAAGAGCUACGGAUCCAGUUAUUCACUAAUAAUGCAGACCUGCUCGGAAGAUGGUUGUUCGCCUUACACUACCCCAUUAAAUAUUGACGAUCCUGUCAUCCCAUAUUUUGAGGACAUUCAUCAAGAAGAGGAUAUCUACAAUAUUAUCAUAAGAUUCACACCCCCGAUUCUACCACCACUAGUAGUAAAAAGGGGAAGACCCGUGUACAAAAUCUGGUUCUCCAAGGAUCCAACUUUCCAAGAACCAAGUUCGAUUAAAGAGUUCGUUGUCAACAGGAGUCCAUUUCGAAGUUCAAAAAAGAAUUUCAACGAAGGUGUCUGGUUCGCAACACUUAUUGUUGAGGUGAAUAAAAUAUACAAGUCCCCGCCUGCCUUCGUAGUUCGACUUGAUACCGAGCAAAAUAUAAGUGUAAAUCUCCUUGAAGAUUUAUUAUUAUUUAAACCAGAAGGAUUUUUCUGAAGCGUUUGUAAAUUAUAAGCGGACUGAUGGAAAAGAAAUACUAAUUACCAGAUACAUAUCUUGCCUUACCCUUAAGUUACCGUUCUUGUUAGGCAUAAACUAAUUUAAGUAAUUGGGUAUGAAAUAUUGUUUAGCAGGAAACGCCUAACAAAAAUAAGUACAUUUUUGUAAAUUUUGUAAUUUUGUAAUCCGACAACUUCAUUUGGAACGAUUGAGUAAAUAAGCAGCCAUACCAGUUUGGAAUUUAAACUGUAGAAUAAAUUAAACA
Messenger RNA from Folsomia candida, 1701 nucleotides. RefSeq lists its product as uncharacterized. Gene Ontology annotation, molecular function: protein binding. The record is from RefSeq and is a predicted model, not a curated record. The transcript has 9 exons. The coding region runs from base 372 to 1433 and encodes 353 amino acids. NCBI's taxonomy places the organism in Eukaryota, Metazoa, Arthropoda, Collembola, Entomobryomorpha, Isotomidae.